AUGCUGGCGCCCGCGCCACAGAAGGCCAGCUCGCUGGAGUCUCGACCGCCUGUGUCAAAGAAGCUCGCAUCGAGAGCCCUGAUCGCUCUCGGCGUGCUGCUGCUCGUCGCAGCCGUCUCACACCUCCACGAGCUCGCCAUCACUCUGGCGCACCCGCUCGAGCAGUCGGCCGCACGCCGGCCGGCGAACCAGCGCGACCGACGUGGGCAGCGGGCCGCCGCCGCCGCCACUGCCAGCGCCGCCGAAUCCACCGCCGCCUCGCAGACUCCUGGCUCGGACGCUGCCUUGGGUGCGAGGCAGUCGGCCGCUUCGCCAGGCUCAGCGGCGGCCGCCCAAGCUCCAGCGUCAAACUCCUCCGCAGCCACAGGGAGGAGUCAGCCCGCGGCGGCCGCCGCCGCCGCGUCGCCGCCGCCUCCGGCUUGCGGCGCCGAGCGGCGGCCGUACCACGUGCUGCUGACCGCCGCGUCGGGCACGUACCAGGAGUGGCAGACGCGGAUCGCAUACCACUACUACCGCCAGCUCAAGGCGGCGCAGCCGUGCAGCGACCUCGGCGGCGUCGCGCGGCCACGGCCGCUGCCAGGCGGAGCCUUCCCGGAAGCGUCUCGGAACCUUCCUGCAGGCGGCUUCACGCGGCUGCUGUCCACGCCGGACGGGCGGCCGGACGGGCUGAUGGGCGAGAUCCCGACGGUGCUGACCAAGCAGCUGGGCGCGGGGCGGUGCGACGAGUGCUCGCACGGCUUUGUGGUGAUGAACCGGCCGUGGUCGCUCCGGCAGUACUUCGCCUCCAAGGAGGCGGCCUCCCUCGCCGAGGACUACCUCUUCGUGAUCGAGACAGACCACCUGCUGCUGCGGCCGCCCCGCAACCGCGCGACCGAGGCGUCGCCGGUGGCGUUCGGCUUCUACUACAUGACGUACAAGUACGACGCGCGCAAGCUCGGGCCGGUGAUCCGGCGGUGGCACGACCCGGACGACGUCGACCCCGUCGGCCCGUCCCCGCUGAUUGUGCACAAGGCGCAGCUGCGAGGCCUGAUCGAACCGUGGUGGAGGCGAGCGGUAGCCGAGAGGCUCUGCCUCGAGCUCAAGCGGGACCGCGAGGCGGACCAGGCGCUCGGGUGGGUGCUCGAGAUGUGGGCGUACACCCUCGCCGCGGCGCGCACGGGCGUGCACAAGACCUUCCAGGCGGAGCCGGGCGGCGCGGGCAUCUACAACCUGGACGACCACGACAUCUACCACUACACCUUUGACCUCGACCAGAGGGCGCGCCGCCUCCCUGGCCCGAGGGGGCGGCCCCCAGCCCGCGCCCAGGACUUCAGCUGGUCCAAGCGCCACUUCAUGAGCCGCUACCCGCCACGACUGCCGGAGCCGCCACGGAGCGCAAAGCCGUCGACGCUGACCUUCAUCAAGAUGAUGAACGGCGCGAUCGACGCCUUUGGGGACCGGUGGGGGGUCGCCCGGGGAUGA
Emiliania huxleyi CCMP1516 is the source of this 1461-nucleotide messenger RNA. RefSeq lists its product as hypothetical. Bases 1 to 1461 code for a protein of 486 amino acids. Gene Ontology annotation, molecular function: glycosyltransferase activity. The transcript has 6 exons. Lineage: Eukaryota; Haptophyta; Isochrysidales; Noelaerhabdaceae. The record is from RefSeq and is a predicted model, not a curated record.